Linderina pennispora is the source of this 1650-nucleotide messenger RNA. RefSeq lists its product as uncharacterized. Gene Ontology annotation, molecular function: 23S rRNA (adenine(1618)-N(6))-methyltransferase activity. Lineage: Eukaryota; Fungi; Kickxellomycota; Kickxellomycetes; Kickxellales; Kickxellaceae. The record is from RefSeq and is a predicted model, not a curated record. Bases 10 to 1278 code for a protein of 422 amino acids. Gene Ontology annotation, biological process: rRNA base methylation. The transcript has a single exon.
UAUUUGACAAUGAAACGAGAGACGUCGCACGACACGGAUGGAGAACGUCCGAAGAAACGAGCGCAUGUCAAAGACACGUCAGACACCAUGUUGCCACCGCAUGUUGACUAUCAGAUCCUCUCAACGCAGUACCCGGACCUCAAACAGUACCUAAGAGCGAACACCAACACAGGCAGGCUCAACGUGCUCGACUUUGGCAGCCCAGACGCCGUGCGGACACUGAACAAGGCGAUGCUAAAAGUGCAUUUUGACCUGGACAUCCAGCUACCGGAAAACAGCCUAUGCCCGUCGGUUCCCAACCGGUACGGCUACGUGAAAUGGCUUGCAGACACGUUUACCGACGAGUUUGGCGAUACGGAGGUAGUUGGCCUCGACAUUGGCACUGGUGCGUCCUGCAUUUACCCAUUGCUGGGCGCCCGCGCCAUUAAAAACAGCAAGUUCAUCGGGAGCGACAUCAACCAGGAGUCGAUAGAGGUCGCCAACGACAACAUUAAGCGUAACUGCCUGCUGUCCCGGAUCCAAACAUACCUGAACACAACCCGCACGCGCAAGAUCCCGCUGGAUGCAGCAGGUUUUCCGUACAAGACGCUCUCCUUCUGCAUGUGCAAUCCGCCGUUCUACGCCGACGAGAAAGAGCGUGCGAGGCUUGAGAACAUGAAAGGCGAGGCGCCGAUACUGUCUACCAGUGGCAAGGAUGACGAGUUCUACACUGACGGCGGCGAACUCGCAUUCGUCAUAGGUUUGGUCGACGAAAGCCUUGUUUUCAGAAAUAGAGUCCGCUGGUACACGACCAUGGUCGGUAGAAAGUCAACGCUGGUGGAGCUCCGCAAAAGACUACGGUCGGAGAAGGACGUUAUUCGGAUCAAGGAGCACAAGAUCACACUGGGGAAGACCACACGGCAGUUCAUUGCAUGGUCGUUUGACCGGUCGCCGCUCCGGCAGCUCACGAUACCGAGAAAUUUGCAGAGCGCAAUGCAAUGGACUCUGGAUACUGCAAAAGACCUGGGGAUUAGUGUGCAGCUGGUAGGGGAUUUGCGAGUGGAGCUUUCGGCGACCCGCGUUACGUGGUCGCGAAAGGCACGACGUCAGGCAAAGCUCCAAGCAAGCAGCUCGGAGGAUGUGCCAAGGGAUCCGAUCCUCGAGGCCACAGCAACAAUGAACGAGGUGGAUGGCAGCUGGACACGUAUCGACCUGCUUGCCAGCACCAGCUACGACCUGGCGUGCUUUGAAACGCUCUACACACACCUGCUUCGGCGGAUAUCUGAGCUAUCACAAUGAAUAAAGGAAUGGAAGAAAGGAAGUCUAAUUUCUGCCAAAAAUUCUGGUCAGAACCGACAGGUACGUCAUGCUGAUAGUGGAGGGGUCGUUCUGGUAAAUGCUCAUCAGGACGCCUGUGGCAGCCGAGAACAGGGCGACCUCGCCAUGCCGCACAUUCUUCCACCAGCGGCGCUUGACGCCGACAUCCCAGCCGGACUCGAGGGCGCGCAGGAAACAGUACAUGGCCAGCUCGAUGCGGCGCGACGGAGCCUCGAGCAGCACCGCCAGGCCGCCGACCGACCCGGUGAUGAUGUACGACCAGUAGCUCUCGCGGCCGAGAACCGCGCGCAUGCCGCACGAGAAAUUGAUGAUGCCAACGAUGAGCACAGCCAA